Molecule: messenger RNA, 2779 nt
Organism: Trematosphaeria pertusa
Lineage: Eukaryota; Fungi; Ascomycota; Dothideomycetes; Pleosporales; Trematosphaeriaceae
Product: HET-domain-containing protein
Exons: 1
Coding region: 445-2382 (645 amino acids)
Source: RefSeq, a predicted model, not a curated record
UUAGCGUUCAUCCUAGGAGCAUACUAGUACCGUUUCAGAAGUGCCUGAGUUUCGUGGCUGUGCACCGCCUUCAACCUCUAGCUCCCUCAACAUCACAUAUCCACAACCCACCACAUCCCUCUUCUGUACCCCCACCGCUCAUAUCUCGCAGUAUUCACCCCUAAAAACACUCAUCCCUAGGCCCCCUAUCUCUGCAAACCUCCUACCUCCCAACAAACCAUGUCCCUAACCCACCGCUACCCCGAAAAGCGCACCCGCCACAAGCGCUCCCUGGGAAAAUACAUCAAAUUCUUCUUCUCCACCUGCUCGCUCUGCGAAAAGCUAACCGUCGAGUCGCUCCUCAGCCCCGCGGGCUUCCAGCACGCCCGCGAUUGGAACGAGUUCUGGGACUCGUUGGACUGCAUGCUGUGUCGGCGGCUGUGGCCGGACGCUAAGUCUAUCCUCAUGGAGUUUAAAAGAGCGGGUAGGACUGGUGGUACGGGUGUGAGGCUGAAGAUUGAGCAGACGGGCAGUGGGAGCGUGCUCAGGGCGUUUAUGGAUGGCGGGUUGGUGCGCGCGGAGAGUGCGGGGAGGAGGCUGGAGAUGUAUGUUACGGUGGGGGAGGAGGAUGUUGCGAGGGGGUUGGGCGUUACGUGGGAGAGGGAGAGGGCGUUUUCGGGGUCGGGGUGGCAUUUAGAGAGGGCGAGUAGGUGGAUGGGGGAGUGUGAGGAAGGGCAUGAUUGUGAGGAUGUCGCAGAGGGAAGGGGUUGGCCAGGGCGGCUUAUUGAUGUAGGUGGUGGGGAGGAUGGAGUGAGGCUGGUUUCUACGCCGAAGGAGGAGAAACGGCUCAGGUACGCGACGCUUAGUCAUUGCUGGGGUGCGGCGGGGCUCCCUGAUUCUGCUAAGACGACAAUGGAUACGCUGGAGGAGAGGGAGGCCGGUAUUGCUGUGGAUACGCUGCCUCGAACUUUCCGCGAAGCUAUCGAGGUGACUCGCCGCCUGGGCCUGGAUUAUCUCUGGAUUGACGCGCUCUGCAUCGUCCAAGGCUCUUUAGAAGACUGGAGGCACGAGGGCGAAAGAAUGGACGCCAUCUACAGCAACUCUACCGUCACACUUGCCGCAGAAUCGAGCGAAGACUCGAGAGGAGGGCUGUUCACUGACAACGUAGGCCCGGACGAAGGAAUGAGUGUCCCCAUCACGAUCACGAGCCCCCUAUCCGACGGCCAGACUGCCACACUCAUCUUCCGCGCAUCCGAUUCUCGCUCUUUAAAAACCGAGGCGCGGCAUCUCCAGUCCCGGGCGUGGGCCUUGCAAGAGCGCGUAGUAUCCCCUCGCAUCCUGCACUUCUUCGACGUUGGGAUCCUCUGGGAAUGCCGACGGCAUUACGAAGUAUGGCACGAGCCCUCCGCAAACGUGCCUUCAUACUGCAUCUCGCAUAUCGGAGCACAGUUUGGGAAAGAGUUUAUGGCCCCACGGGUGGCAUACGUGAACUUCCAGAAAGAGCAGUUGCUGAUGGAAAGCCUGCACUACUCCACGCUCGAAGAACUGCAGCGAGUACGCCAGAUGCUCAAGGAAAGAGACUUCGAAUUGCCGCGCUGGGCAUUGUACAGGCCCUGGUUCCGCUACAUCUUACCCGAGUAUACGCACCGGAGGCUGACGUUCAAAUCGGACAAGCUGCCGGCUAUAAGUAGCAUCGCGAGAGCGCUGCACCGGCAGACGGGUUCGACGUACCUUGCGGGCCUUUGGGAAGAAGAUAUCGCAUUUGGACUAGCAUGGCAUCCAUCAUCGGAAGUCACUGAGACCAAGCAAAGAGUUUACGUCAGUAUGCCUACUGCGAUUCCUCGUCCUUCGUGGAGUUGGGCGUCGUACGAUUUUGGCUGCACGUGGCGGAUCUAUACCAGCGAUGCUGGGUAUUGGGAUCAAGACAUAGAGAAGACGUUCUUCAACUCGCACAUCGUGCUCCGAUCAUACGAGAUGGAGCUUGCAGGUACCGAUCCCUUUGGCGAGGUUCGCGGCUGCAAACUGCACAUUCGCGGGAAGGCGUUUCCAGGAGACCAUGUGAUGAGUGCAGACGGACAGGACCAGAAGAGUUCGAUAUAUCUGCAAUGCCGGGAUGGAAAGACGCGCGGGUGGACGCGUGCCGGACCGGUACGUGGCCUUUCGCAGGCCUGGAUGCUCCAGGAACCCGUGGAGAAGAUGCCGGAGACGGUCUGUCUGUUGCUCUGUUCCGACAGGGAAUACGCCGUUUUGGUACUGAGGAAUGUUGAAUCGAAUACGUUUGAGCGGAAGGAUAUAUUCUGGCUUUCGCCGACAGAUAUAGGCGAAAACGAAGGCGCGCAGCUCAGGCACGAAUUCGAAUACUGGAUGGAAAACGGAGAGGAGGAAGACUUCGUGUUAGUAUAAAUGAAAAGCCCCACGCAAAGCUUUCCAUGAUGAAUGUACCGCCCCUAUGACACCGCCUGCGCAACCGACAAAAUGCGCAGCCAGCUCUAAUGGAGCACUUGUAUUCCCUCUCCGCAUCGCUAAAUCGCAGAAUACCCAUGGAGUCUCGAGUCGCUUCGAUACAAAACGUAAGGAUGCUAGUGAGAUGAGUGGCUGAACUGUCUGAUGGAUGCGUUGAGGGAGGAAGAGAGGUGAGGUUGGCGGAGAAAAUUUAUGGACGGGGAAGCGAAGCGCGCUAGUACUGGAGUAGAUUAGCGCGCCGAGGCUCGUGUCAGAGCCUGGAGCCUACGCGAAGGAUGAGGGCAGUCCGAAUAUGAAUGAGAAAAGAAGGGAAUGAAAAAGGGCAGUUGCAUGUUUG